Lactuca sativa (garden lettuce) is the source of this 831-nucleotide messenger RNA. The record is from RefSeq and is a predicted model, not a curated record. Lineage: Eukaryota; Viridiplantae; Streptophyta; Magnoliopsida; Asterales; Asteraceae.
AUGAUUAAAGAUAAAGUUUUCAUGUUCUUCAAGACUAAAUUUGACGAACCAAACAAAGAUAGACCAUGGUUUCAUAGUGACAAGGUAAUGAAGAUUACCGAUGCUCAAAAUGUGAUGUUAGUUUCCUUUUUCUCCAGAGGAGGUGAAAGACGCUGUGUGGAGUUGUGCAAAGAGCAAUCUGUAUACAUUAAAGGAAGAAACAUCAUGGAAAGUCCUCUCAUGCAUAAGUUGGUCUUUCUAGAAAAAUACGAUGACACUCAUGGGUGUUUUUUUGACAAAUGUAUUUCAUGGAUUAUGGCUUGUGUCUCCUACGCCAAAGUAUCAGUUCUUGUUAAUGGAAAUCCUACCAAAGACUUCAAACCCCACAGAGGAGUUCUUCAAGGUGAUCCAUUGUCUUCUUUCCUCUUUAUCAUCGCUACAGGGGGUCUUUUAGCGGUGAUCUUCAAAGCAGUUGAAAAAGGUUUAUACGAAAGUGUUAAUCUCUCCAAAAAUGGACUGAACCUCUCCAUUUUUCAAUAUGAAGAUGGUGUGAUCUUUCUUGGAGAAUGGUAUAAGGAGAAUGCUCUUAAUCAUCUUCGCAUCCUUAGAUGUUUCCAUAUCGCCUCCGAUCUCAAAGUCAAUCUUUCUAAAAGCAAGGUGAUGGGUAUCUGGGUACUUGCAAGCAUGGUUAAACGCGUUGAAAGUAUCUGUAAUAAUUUUUUUGGGAUGGAACUUUGGAUGACUUCAAAGCAACCUGGAUUGCAUGGAAAAAAAGUUCUCAGUUGCAAGAAAAAUGGGUGCCUUGAUAUUGGAAGCCUUCAUGUCUUUAAUCUCGCUUCACUUGGCAAGUGA